This is a messenger RNA of Spodoptera exigua (beet armyworm), 2215 nucleotides long. The record is from the annotation of a GenBank genome assembly. NCBI's taxonomy places the organism in Eukaryota, Metazoa, Arthropoda, Insecta, Lepidoptera, Noctuidae.
GUGAGGCAGAACGCACGCCGGUGUCAAACGGGACGCGCUACAUUCGUUCGCCCAAUAAAAUUUACGCUCGCUUACGAUCAGUGUUGUGUUGUUCGCAUUUCAGAAUUUUAAAAAUGCAUCUAAGUUCGAUUCAGUUGGCGUGCGCGGCACUGGUGGCGGUGGCCCUGGGCGCAGCGGCGCCGCCCUCGUCGUCGCACCACGUCGCACGGCGCUCCUUCUUCACCCUCGAGUGCAAAGGAGUCUACGACGCGGCCAUUUUUGCCCGCCUCGACAGAAUCUGCGACGACUGCUACAACCUCUUCAGGGAACCACAGCUCUAUAAUCUAUGCAGGAAAGACUGUUUCACGACAGAUUACUUCAAAGGCUGCGUGGAGGUGCUACAAGAAACUGACCAGUUAGAACAGUUCAAGGAAUAUAUAAGAAUAUUACACGGGGCCGUACCCCCGGCUGGGAAUUAGGGAGAAAUGUUUCACGUCCCCCUACUUCAAGGGAUGCAUGGAGUCUUUGUACCUAUACGACGAAAAGGAACAAAUUGAUCAGAUGAUCGACUUCGUCGGUAAACGCUAACAACACAAUCGCGAUUGAAAGUACCGACGCAUCUUACCGUGUUAUAUAACUACGCAGUUUUGUACCAACUUCCAACGCAACGGUUCACGCAACAACCGCUUUGCCAUAAAGCAGGCCACAUACAUGUUCCCCGGAACAGCUGCUUGUUUCCUCAACAUAUUCUAGUCCUUAAGCGACGUAAAUAGUUUUAUGUUCGCAACUAAAUGUAAUGUUAUUGUAAUUUGUAUUAAGUAAUGCUAAGGACAUUUAUUAUCUAUUUUAUGGUUUAUAUGUUAUUAAAUGUUGUAAGCUUCUUAUGUAGAGGAAGUGUAAAGUACAUUGGUUCACCUCCUAGUAAUGAAAUUGGAAAAUUUUGAGGCAGCCUUUGGUGUCGAUGCUGGUCAUCUAAACUGUCUCGUAACACCCGACUGAGAUUAUUAUAUUGUCUGGCUGUCGUUCUGAGAUGUGGUCCGAGGGUUGGGACGGCUGGUUGCUUGCCCAGCUUCCCACCAGCUUCGCCCGAUAACCGUCUCAUCCUCUGAAACACGUCUCAAAAAGACAUCUAGUUUGCGACGCAUUCCAAUCACAGUAUUUAAAAGAAUACUUACGCUUUUUCAAACUACAAUUCGUUGUAUUUGUAUCAAAUUUUCUAUAACCUUUUUAAAUUAUGUUAAAGAGCCUUAUUUUAGUUCUUACAAGAUAGUAUUUUUAUAAAUAGGUAGGUUCUAAACCAAUAUAACAACUCUGCUAAACAAAUUCGAACUUAAUUACCAAGGAACAACUUCGAUUUUAGUUUAAUUGAAAUUUAGCAUUCACAAUCUGUUGCUAGAUAGUUUUAAUCACGCAUGUGGCUUAUACAUCACUUAGAUAUAGUUCGACAAACUCAGGGAGUUUAUUGUUUUAAUUUUCAUUCGCGUUUAUUUAUUUAUUAGGGAUUCAGAUAUACGUAAAGGAACAGUUUUACUGACUGAUUUGAUAAAAGAAUCUUCCAAUUUUAAAAUAAUAGACAUGUUAUUACGCAAUGUAAUAUCCUUGGUUACCUUUAGUUAGUGAAACUGUUCCUUUGCAAUAACAGGCAGGCUAUAGUUUGUACAGGCGACGGUGGUCUGUCUGUCUGUACAAACGAUAGCUCGCCAGACACAAGAUAACGGAAAUUGUGCUCACAUCGCUUUAAUCUGGAUUCGAUAGCCAAGCGAGUUUUUAACGAUUAUUUUUAUUAGUUAAUUUCACUAGCAAGUAAGUAUUUAAAAAAGAUUUAUUUUUAUAUACUUCCGACCUAUUUAUUACCUAUUGUUACUUUUUAUUUAUAUUUUUUUAAUAAUAAGUAUGAAUAGAAAGUUUCGUGCAGCGAUAGUGUACCAGUGUGGAAAUAUAACUGUACUCGUAUAUUCCUGAUUUUGUAUUAUCUUUAAGUUGCGGUUUAUACUUAUUUAAAAGUUUUCUUUUUGUAAAUUCCGCUGUAACUCUUGUCUGUGUUCGAAUCUCAUCUUUGUAUAGUUUAUUAGCGUUUCUUAAAUUGACAUACUUUUUAAUUGUAUCGACACAGUUUGUGAAGAAUAGUUUCGCCACAUAAGAAUCUGUCCUGUGACCAAUAAGAAAUGGUGCCAAUUAUUGUCAGCAAGACACUAGGUUAAAAACAAUUAGCUAAUGGUAUAUAAACAAUUUAUAG